This is a messenger RNA of Eruca vesicaria subsp. sativa (arugula), 1700 nucleotides long. The record is from the annotation of a GenBank genome assembly. NCBI's taxonomy places the organism in Eukaryota, Viridiplantae, Streptophyta, Magnoliopsida, Brassicales, Brassicaceae.
GUUGUGCUUGUAGAUUCUGUAGUAGCCAAAGAUCUCAUCCCUACUUUUGAUCAUGUGAUCUAAAAGUUAGAUUCUUUUGUGCGUAAAGUCUAAUCUGAUUCAGACCCAGACUGCAUUUCGAUCUUCAGACUCUGAAUCAGGCAAGCCCCAUUGCGAGUUUACGACCAGAUUUGAUCCCUGAGUAUCAUCACAUCAUGACGAUCAGAGAGUUACGGUCGGAAUCAUUUGUUACUUGUCUGCUUCUCUCGCUUCCUGAAGAUGUGUUCGCUUCAACCUCUCGUUUUCUAUCUCCAAAUGACAUUUGCAACCUAAGCUUAUGCUGCAAAAGCCUCUACAACCUUGUGCACACCGACAAUGUCUGGCUUGUCCAGUGUGAGCUCGUAAAGGCUCUUCCUUUAUCCGAUAUAGUCAAAUGGCGAACUGGGAUCUCUUCUUACAAGACCCUUUGUCGGUUUCUUGUAGAGGUGACGAAGCCUCUUGUUGGGGUUUGGGUUCACCAAGAACCUGAGCUUGGGAAUGUUGUCUACGUGAUGCCUGGUUUCUUGUCUGUUGUUGGGUGCCGGAUCAUUCCUCAAAAGGCUGGUCCUUUGGGGAUUGAAGAAGGGAGGGUUUUGUGGUCACCGGUGUUUGAGUUCAUCUGUGAUUUCGAUGGCUCUUCCAAGUUUUUCCUCCAUGGGAAAGGCAGAGAAGGCAGUUUCGUGUACCCUGGUUUAGUUACGGGCAUCAACAAGAGUUGCAAUGUGCUCUCACUCGAGGUUGAGCCCAGGGGAGAGAAGAGUGGUGUUCCAUUUCAGGAGCUCAAUGAGAGCGAUAGAAGAAACUUACUCCAAGUAGUUACAAACCAUGUUGGUCUCCAUGUUCUUGAACCAUUAAGUGGGAAGUUGUUUCCCACGUCGGAAGCUGAUGAUGAAGGGAUGUUGUUGGAACGCAGAACCAUGCUCCUUAAAAUGCACAUGAACCUCGAGGAAGAUGGGUUGUGUUACAAUCCUACGCAGGUAGACAUAAACGAGAUGGGUGGUCACAACUCUGCUCGUCGGAGCUUUCUUAGCUCUGGUGAUACAUUUGGUCUUAGUCUCAAAGCUUUCUACACUGACAUGUCUUGUUACAAAGGGUGGCCACGAAUGGACCUAUGCCGCUUUUGCCUGCAUAAACUACCGAUCAAGAGUCCUGGAGAUGGCCAAGAGUAUGCUGGUUUGUGGGGAGGAACAUUUGGGUGGCCACCUGGGAGAUGUAACGAAGAUGAAACCGGGAAUGCUUUUUAUCUACUGAUGCUCUCUUACCAAGAAUCUAAAAAGAGCAACGGGAAACGUCUUGUUGGGACGAAAAUACUAGAAGGCAAUGACUUUGUGCAGCAUCCCAAUGGAACAGCAAUGUUUGUUGUGGAUAUCGACACACCUUCUCUUGAGCCCUUUCCGUUUGAUGCAGGUGGAAUAGACUUUGAGCAUUCUUACAAAGGAAAGGGUAUCACAGAUGGUUAUGGUUUCCGUUAUCCGGACUCAGAACCUGGUUCACUUUACGUGAUCUCUAACGAUCAUCUAGCAUUCGUUUGGCGUGAAGCCAAAGAUGUGUUUACAUUGAAAAGAAUAAACCUUGAAGAGAUCUUGAAGAAAGGUUUGAGUCUGUGCGUCUCUCCUCUGCCUCCAGUUAAGAACUUUACUUAUAUGGAAACGUCUUACACAAACGUGUUUACCAAGUCAUGA